Messenger RNA from Dryobates pubescens (Downy woodpecker), 2627 nucleotides. It is a transcript of the gene CRYM, whose product is annotated as crystallin mu. NCBI's taxonomy places the organism in Eukaryota, Metazoa, Chordata, Aves, Piciformes, Picidae. Gene Ontology annotation, molecular function: thyroid hormone binding. Gene Ontology annotation, cellular component: cytoplasm. Bases 109 to 1053 code for a protein of 314 amino acids. The record is from RefSeq and is a predicted model, not a curated record. Gene Ontology annotation, biological process: thyroid hormone metabolic process. The transcript has 8 exons.
GCGGUGCCGGGACGGGAGGCGGGGGCUGCCCCCGACUACUUAGCGGCAUCGCAAGAAAACCGGCUCGUAGGUGGUGUGCAGCACUGUCUCGUUUCUGCGGUGAUCGCCAUGGGCUCCACUCCGCCUGUGUUUAUCGGCGCUGAGGAGGUGGAGAAGCACCUGCACCGUGCCAGCCUCCUGGUCCCGGCGUUGGAGGCUGCCCUGGCCAACUUCUCAGCCGGCCCGGCGGGAGGUGUCGUGCAGCCUGUGCGCACCGUGGUGCCGGUGUCUCGGCACGGCGGGUACCUAGGAGUCAUGCCUGCCUACAGCGCUGUAGAUGAUGCUCUGACAACCAAGUUGGUGACCUUUUAUGAACACAAGAAGGAUUCCUCUGUCCCUUCUCACCAGGCGACCGUCCUCUUGUUUGACCCCAGAAAUGGUUCUUUAAAAGCUCUCCUAGAUGGCAGUGUCAUUACAGCAAAGCGAACUGCUGCAGUUUCUGCCAUUGCCACCAAGUUGUUAAUGCCAGCUUCUGCUGAAGUGCUGUGCAUUUUGGGAGCUGGUGUUCAAGCAUACAGCCACUAUGAGAUCUUCACAGAGCUGUUCACAUUCAAAGAGGUCAGGAUAUGGAAUCGCACCAAGGAGAAAGCAGAGAAGUUUGCUAAUUCAGUGACCGGUCCGGUGCAGGUCUGCUCCUCUGCUCAGGAGGCAGUUACUGGGGCUGAUGUGAUUCUAACAGUCACUAUGGCAACAACCCCAAUUUUAUUUGGAGCCUGGGUAAAACCAGGUGCCCAUAUCAAUGCUGUUGGAGCAAGCAGACCAGACUGGAGGGAACUGGAUGAUGAACUGAUGAAGAACUCUGUUCUGAUUGUGGAUUCCAGAGAAGCUGCCCUUACAGAAUCAGGAGAUGUGAUAUUAUCAGAGGCUGAGAUUUUUGCUGAGCUGGGAGAAAUAGUGAAGGGUACGAAACCAGCCCUGCCUGAGAAAACAACAGUGUUUAAAUCACUGGGGAUGGCAAUUGAAGAUACGGUAGCAGCAAAAUUUGUUUAUGAGUCCUGGUCAGCUGGUAACUGAAGAGAGAAGUCUACAGUGCCAACGAGGCCAAGAAAAUUGUUUGCACUUAGUUCCCUUGGAUAUUUCAUUGACCAGAAAGGCAUCAAUCCUGUCUGAAUGUAGCCCUCCUAAUACACUCAAAAACAAAAAUCAAAAUACCAGCUAAUUAGACUAAUUUCUGUAGCUUUCUUAUGGCAAGUGUUAAAUACCUGCAGUAUUACUAAUGAAUGUUAUCUCAUGUGAUGGCAACUACUAGAUGUUUGCAGUGAUACUGAAAGGGCAUUUUCACAUAUUUUGAUAUAAUUCUGGAAUGAAUGCCUUUGCUAAUUAUUGAUGUAGCAGAAGUCUGUGGGUAGAUGUCAUGGUUAUAGAGAGGUGGAUCAUACUGGAGUAAAAUACAUCAGUUUGGAGAAUAGUCUCUGGCAUCAUAUUUAGCUGUGAUGGUAUUUUAAAUGCAUCUGUGGGUUUCAGAGGUACACUGAUAGUCUCUCCUGGAAACACAGCCCACCUCUGAUGCUUGGGCACCUCUUUACUUCCAACUCAGACUGGAAUCUGGAUGUCAGCAUCCUUAUAUUCACCCUUCACAAUUGCCCUGCCCUCAGACUCAGUGUUUUCAUUUAAGAGCACACCCCAGAGUGGGAGUUGCUAUAAAUAAUGAUGUCUCCGCAUAGUCACAUUUCUGUCUGGUUCUGUAAAAUGCCUGGCUCGGGAAGAACUGGAGUGCAGAAACUCUGAGCUAAUACUAUGUACAUUUUAACUGGGAGGAAACUAUACUCAAUACCUCUCAGUAUGUUCCUGGGUAGGAUAUUGCCACUUUCAUAUUGCAAGGAGUCACUCAAAAUAUAAGCACUGAAAAUGUGUUUUGACUUCACUUUUAUCUCUAUUUCGUGGGGAGAUUUUUUUGUUUGUAACCUGUGGUGUUUGUAGGGUUUUUUCCCUAAGCUUCUUGAAGGUAGGAACUGUGGGAAUUGCUUAUAGUAGGAUAAACUUAAAACUAUGCAGGCAAAUAGUUUCAGCUUGGCUGUACCAUGGAUCAAUUGUUAAUUGUUCUUUUAUCCCAGUGCAUGUUUGCUGGGGCAGGAAUUUCCAUGGUCAUUUCCUGGUGGAGGAGCCCAGUGAUGUUCCACGUAAGGAAAAAAUCCAGUUUGUGCUGUUAUAAAUGAUUGAGCAUCUGCUGAAACAUGGCUAUUGCCCCAGAAACAAAUUCCUCUCUCAAGCUAGAGUUGUGCCUCAUGAAAUUGUAUUUCUAUUGAUGUAUUAUUUCAUGCAGGCUCUUAAGUGUUCCUUUGCUCUGUGGAAGGAUUAGAUGAUGUGGUUAUUCUGUGUUGCUAUCAGUAGAACACAGUGGAGCACCAGGAAGGAGGUUCAGAAGCAGUUAGUGUUGAAGCCCUUGAUGGUGUGCAAGUAAGUAUAGAAGAGAUUAAUGAGUACAGGGCAGUUGUGACAUAAAGAAUACUCAAAUUCUGAGCCUGGUAUAAAAUGUUUGGGGGGAAAAAAGUAGUCAGUGGCAGAGUUUGUAAUUUGCAGAGUUGUAGCAUGGAAGUGUUAUCAGACCAGUAAGUGAAUAGGGAUAAAGGAUGUGUUUGUGUGAAUAG